GUAUGUUCCAUAUUUUUAAACAAAAGAGGAAGGAAAACAAGAAAGUUUGUUUGUCGACGCAUUAACUCUGCCAGGUUCGCCUGCCUGUUCCAAGCCAGGAGAAAAGAGGAGGAUGAAUAACAUCAUUUAUUACCGAAGAAAAGGAAACGUAUUGCUGCUUGUACUGUAUAUGGGUAGUAUCUUUAAAUGUGUGAAUUGUGAAAAACCGGUGUGGGUUCAUCGUGUCAAUAAAUGUCCCCAUUACAAUAAUUUAACAGCAUGGAUUGAAGCUUCAAAGAGGCUCAAUUGUUUUCAUGAUUUGAGAUCCGCAGAUCCAAAGGAGCAGACCAGAGUUUAUCAUUGUAUUCCUAGUGUGUUUCUUAAUGAGACAGUUGAGUUUUGUGGAAGAAACGAACCAAUACAAGCAGGGAAUUGUCCGAUAUACAACUACAGAUACGCAGCCAAUGCCUCUCCAAGCUACUACAAUUGUACAAAUUUUACCUCCGGCUGUCCUUCCAAAAUGUACUUUUCAAAAGAUGUUUACAAACACAGAGAAUGCAUCGAAAUUGAUGAGACCAAAAGAUGUUAUGUUGCUGAGGUCUGCAGCCACAAAAGUGAUGAUGGAGACAGGAGAACGACGGGGCCGAUAACAACUACGACGAAAAGCACCUUGUCUGAUGGUCAGAAAUGUGAUACAGGGAACACAUGCAUAAGUAUUUCUGCAGCGGUAGCAGCCUUGUUGAUCAUCAUAUUAAUUCUGUUCACCAUCGUGUAUAUUAGAUAUAGACAGAAAAGGAAGAGAAAACAUGGGGCAGAUACAGUAAAAGAAGAAUCCCUCCCUUUGUUGGAAAAAGCAGAUGAUGGCAAAAGAGAUGCCAGAAAAGUCAAAGAAUUGCCUGGACUAUCCGCACUCAAAAGAUCUGCAGAAUUCUUUCAUUUUAAUCAAUUUGUCACCGAACUAUCUACACAAAUUAACAGGGAGAACAAAUUACAAGAUUUAAAGAGACUUGCUCUGGGUGUUGAGGUUACACAUGCAGAGUCUAUAAUCACUGCUGAGGAUUUUCUUAAGUUUCUUGUGAUGAGCCACUCUCUGCAUGAGAAUUUGAUAUAUCUCCAAGUGUUAUUUUUCCAUGUGAAUGCCAUGAAUCUUGUCACUCUUUGUAUGGAAUUUGGGGAAAACCAUCAUCUAUUAUAUCUCGAAUUGAAGCAAACAUCUGAAGGUGAUGAGUACAUUAUUCAUCAUUCUGAGGCGUUCGAGGAGGCAGACCUUGAUUUACUGAGGGUUGCAGUGUGCAAAUUGUUGGAAACUGAUAGGCAAAGAAUUCGUAUUCAAAGCACAGAGACGCAUGUGGCAAAAAGAAUUUCCUUUGUAACUUAAUAAGGAUAUAAAUUAUAAAAUACUUAAAUCCGUCCAAUUUUAGUUCUGUUCAAAGAAACAAAAGAGCUUA
Molecule: messenger RNA, 1427 nt
Organism: Saccostrea cuccullata (small rock oyster)
Lineage: Eukaryota; Metazoa; Mollusca; Bivalvia; Ostreida; Ostreidae
Exons: 13
Coding region: 113-1357 (414 amino acids)
Source: RefSeq, a predicted model, not a curated record